Molecule: messenger RNA, 2317 nt
Organism: Puma concolor (puma)
Lineage: Eukaryota; Metazoa; Chordata; Mammalia; Carnivora; Felidae
Source: RefSeq, a predicted model, not a curated record
AGGUCUUGAGUUAGAGCGCCGGCUUUGGGGACCCUGGACCAGUAUCAUGGAGACGGAGAGUGAGCAGAACUCUAACUCCACCAAUGGGAGCUCCAGCUCUGGGGGCAGCUCUCGGCCCCAGAUAGCUCAGAUGUCGCUGUAUGAACGGCAAGCAGUGCAGGCUCUGCAGGCACUGCAGCGUCAGCCCAACGCGGCUCAGUAUUUCCACCAGUUCAUGCUCCAGCAGCAGCUCAGCAAUGCCCAGCUGCAUAGCCUGGCCGCCGUCCAGCAGGCCACGAUCGCUGCCAGUCGGCAGGCCAGCUCCCCAAACAGCACCACACAGCAGCAGACUGCCACCACCCAGGCCUCAAUCAAUCUGGCCACCACGUCGGCCGCCCAGCUCAUCAGCCGAUCGCAGAGUGUGAGCUCUCCCAGCUCUACCACUUUGACCCAAUCUGUGCUACUGGGGAACACCACCUCCCCACCUCUCAACCAGUCUCAGGCCCAGAUGUAUCUACGGCCACAGCUGGGAAACCUAUUGCAGGUAAACCGGACCCUGGGCCGGAAUGUGCCUCUAGCCUCCCAGCUCAUCCUGAUGCCUAACGGGGCGGUGGCUGCAGUCCAGCAGGAGGUGCCGUCGGCUCAGUCUCCGGGAGUCCAUGCAGAUGCAGAUCAGGUGCAGAAUUUGGCAGUGAGGAACCAACAGGCCUCGGCCCAAGGACCCCAAAUGCAAGGCUCUACUCAGAAGGCCGUUCCUCCUGGAGCCUCCCCUGUGUCUAGCCUCUCCCAGGCCUCUAGCCAGGCCCUAGCUGUGGCUCAGGCAUCCUCUGGGGCUUCAGGCCAGUCCCUGAACCUCAGUCAAGCUGGUGGAGGCAGCGGAAGUAGCAUCCCAGGGUCCAUGGGUCCAGGUGGAGGUGGCCAGGCACCUGGGGGCUUGGGUCAGUUGCCUUCCUCAGGAAUGGGUGGUGGUGGGAGCUGUCCCAGGAAGGGCACAGGAGUGGUGCAGCCCUUGCCUGCAGCCCAGACAGUGACUGUGAGUCAGGGAAGCCAGACGGAAGCAGAAAGUGCAGCGGCCAAGAAGGCAGAAGCAGAUGGGGCUGGUCAGCAGAACGUGGGCAUGAACCUGACACGGACAGCUACACCUGCUCCCAGCCAGACCCUUAUUAGCUCAGGUAAGCUUGUCACCUCUCGUAACGGCAUCAUUCUCUCAGAACUUAGCAAACCCCAGACGUUGGCUGUCAAACGGAAGGCAGAAUCUGAGGAGGAGAGAGACGAUGUCUCCACAUUGGGUUCAAUGCUUCCUGCCAAGGCAUCUCCAGCAGCAGAGAGCCCAAAGGCCCUGGAGGAGAAGAGCAGUCUUGGAGAGAAAGCUGAACCAGUGACCGGUGUGAAUGCUAAUACUCCAAGCAGUGAACUAGUAGCCUUGGCUCCUGCCCCGUCAGCACCCCCUCCUACACUAGCCAUGGUGUCCAGACAGAUGGGUGACUCAAAACCCCCACAGGCCAUCGUGAAGCCCCAGAUUCUCACCCACAUCAUUGAAGGCUUCGUUAUCCAGGAAGGAGCAGAGCCUUUCCCGGUGGGUUGUUCUCAGUUACUGAAAGAGUCUGAGAAGCCGCUGCAGACCGGCCUCCCGACGGGGCUGAAUGAGAAUCAGUCAGGUGGCCCCUUGGGAGGGGACAGCCCAUCGGCUGAGCUGGAUAAGAAGGCGAAUCUCCUGAAGUGUGAGUACUGCGGGAAGUAUGCUCCCGCAGAGCAGUUUCGCGGCUCCAAGAGGUUCUGCUCCAUGACUUGCGCUAAGAGGUAUAACGUGAGCUGUAGUCACCAGUUCCGGCUGAAGAGGAAAAAAAUGAAAGAGUUCCAAGAAGCCAACUAUGCUCGUGUUCGUCGGCGUGGACCCCGCCGUAGCUCCUCCGACAUCGCCCGCGCCAAGAUCCAGGGCAAGCGCCACCGGGGUCAAGAGGACUCUAGCAGGGGUUCGGAUAAUUCCAGUUACGAUGAAGCACUCUCUCCGACAUCUCCUGGGCCUUUAUCUGUGAGAACUGGGCAUGGAGAACGUGACCUGGGGACCCCCAAUACGGUACCACCGACGCCAGAAUUACAUGGCAUCAACCCUGUGUUCCUGUCCAGCAAUCCGAGCCGCUGGAGCGUAGAAGAGGUGUAUGAGUUCAUCGCUUCUCUACAAGGCUGCCAAGAGAUUGCAGAGGAGUUCCGUUCCCAGGAGAUUGAUGGACAGGCCCUUUUAUUACUUAAAGAGGAACAUCUCAUGAGUGCCAUGAACAUCAAGUUGGGCCCUGCCCUCAAGAUCUGCGCCAAGAUAAACGUCCUUAAGGAGACCUAA